AUGUCCAACAGACCAAAACCAUUAGUUUUCGAAGGUGCUAAAAACUUUCGUCUACGAUUAAUUUUAUCUACAUUAUCAGGUAAACCUAUUAAAAUCACUAAAAUACGUCCAGAUGAUCAACAUGUUGGUAUAAGAGAUGAAGAAGCAUCCUUUUUAAGAUUAUUAUCCCGUGUGACUAACGGUGCUCAUAUCCAAGUUGGUCAAACUGGUACUUCUGUUAUUUAUUAUCCAGGUAUAAUUACAGGUGGUGAACGUAUUCAUCCAUGUGCAACAACUUCAUCAAAACCAGUUGGUUAUUAUUUAGAACCAUUAUUAUAUAUUGCACCUUUCUCCAAAGAAAAAUUUUCAAUAAAAUUACAAGGUAUAACUGCAUCAAAAGAAGAUGCUGGUGUUGAAGCUAUAAGAUUAGGAUUAUUACCAAUUAUGGAAAAAUUUGGUAUUAGAGAUCCUUCAUUACAUAUAUUGAAAAGAGGUUCACCUCCAAAUGGUGGUGGUGAAGUACAUUUCCUAGUGGAUAGUACUGCAUUACAACCACUAACGAUGCAUGCUAUUGAUAUUCCAAAAAUUUCAGCUAUAAGAGGUGUUGCAUAUUGUACAAGAGUUUCUCCAUCAAUAGUAAAUAGAAUGAUUGAUGCUGCAAGAAAUGUCUUAAGACCUAUUGGUGUUGAAGUUGAUAUAACUGCUGAUGUUUGGAGAGGUGAAAAUGCAGGUAAAAGUCCAGGUUUUGGUUUAACUUUAGUUGCUGAAAGUAAAAAAGGUUGGAAUUUUUUCGCUGAAGAUAUUGGUGGUGCAGGUGAAGUACCUGAAGAUAUUGGUACAAAAGUUGCAUAUGAAUUAAUUGAAGAAAUUUCUAAAGCUGGUGUUGUUGGUAGAUCUCAAUUAUCUUUAGCUCUUGUAUAUAUGGUUUUAGGUAAAGAAGAUAUUGGAAGAUUAAGAAUUAAUAAAGAACAAAUUGAUGAAGAUUUAAUUUAUUUAUUAAGAGAUAUUAAAACUAUAUUUGGUACUGAAAUUUAUUUAAAAGAAGUUGAUGAUGAUGAUUCAGGUGAUUUUAUUGCUACAGUUAAAGGUACAAAUUUCUUGAAUCCAAAUAAAAAGAUGUGA
This is a messenger RNA of Hansenula ciferrii, 1101 nucleotides long. It is a transcript of the gene RCL1, whose product is annotated as rRNA-processing endoribonuclease. Gene Ontology annotation, biological process: ribosome biogenesis; endonucleolytic cleavage of tricistronic rRNA transcript (SSU-rRNA, 5.8S rRNA, LSU-rRNA). Gene Ontology annotation, molecular function: RNA endonuclease activity. The transcript has a single exon. Gene Ontology annotation, cellular component: nucleolus. Lineage: Eukaryota; Fungi; Ascomycota; Saccharomycetes; Phaffomycetales; Wickerhamomycetaceae. Bases 1 to 1101 code for a protein of 366 amino acids. The record is from RefSeq and is a predicted model, not a curated record.